Molecule: messenger RNA, 1872 nt
Organism: Melanaphis sacchari
Lineage: Eukaryota; Metazoa; Arthropoda; Insecta; Hemiptera; Aphididae
Product: endoribonuclease rege-1-like
Exons: 5
Coding region: 452-1786 (444 amino acids)
Cellular component (GO): nucleus; cytoplasmic ribonucleoprotein granule
Molecular function (GO): mRNA binding; RNA endonuclease activity
Source: RefSeq, a predicted model, not a curated record
CAGAUCUAUCGAAAUUAGCAUUUGGCGGUUCUGACUUCUGAUUAUCUGAUUAUAGUCACACACGGGCUCAGCACGUCGAACUAAACAGUAAAUUAGUAGAUAUUGUUCUUUGAUUCCAGUAUUUAAUGGAUAUUGAUAACCAACUACGUAGUACGUUAUGACUUUACUCAAAUAAGUAUUAAGUCAAAUGAUAAAUGUCUAUAAAAUAUCAACCAUGCGGCAUUAAUAGUGUAAAUCUUAAAUUUACUUAGAUAUCCUGAUUUGCAAUGUUCCGUUUACAUGUUGCAACUGAAACUGUGUUAAAGCUUCGCGGGGUAAUCUGAACUCAAUUUUUGUAGUAGUGUAGUUCUGUUUUAUCACUGUCUAUCACCAACAACUAUAAUUUGUUAUUAAUUCUUAUUAUUACAAUAAAUACACGUGGACAUGGAUAAUUAUAUUUUACAGGUAUAUUAUGGGAAAAGUAAAGAGAAGAAGUCUGCGACAGCAAAAACGACGACAAUCUAAGAGAUUAAUUAAAAAAAAAUAUAUAUCUAUAACACCAACUAUGGAUAUUAAUGAAACAAAAAUAAGUGCUGUUGAGCCUAUUGAGAUUAUCGAGAAUAAUGAUAAUUCACUUUCAGCAGAAACACCAAUAGAUGUUCUUAAAAGUAUGAAAACUGUUUCCUCAAAAGUAACAGAACCAAACAUUACAAGUGAUGAAAUCAUAGAUAUAACUAAUAUUACUGCUGAAGAUAUUGCAUUUGAAAAUUUCGAAACUGUAAAUAAAAAACCAGUCCUGAACAUCAAUAAUGAUGAAAUAAUAGAUAUUACUGAUAUUACUAUCAUAAGUGAUAAAUAUGAAGAUCCCCCUGGACAAUUUCCAAGUGAUAAAAUAUUGCAUGAUGAUGAUGAUGAUGAUGAUGAUGAUGAUGAUGAUGAUGAUGUUCAAAUCAUUGAUGUUCCUACUCGUGACUCUAUUGAACUUAUUACUAUAUUGGAUGACAGUGAUGAAGAAAAUACAUUAAAUCAAAAUUCUAUUAGAAAACCAAUUAGUUUUAAUUCUGUACAUGAACGUCUAGGUAAUUCUACAAAAGGCACAAUUAAAAGCUCAUAUAACAGCCCUUUACGUAACCGUAAAAGGAGAUGGGAUGAAGAAAAUUUAGCUAGAUUGGAUAAUAACUUAGGAGCAUUUGUUAUUGAUAAACAAAAAAUUUCUAAUGACAAACAGAAUCUCUCACAAAAUUUUAUCACAUUGAAACCAAAAGCGGUUAAAAUUUCUAAACCACAUUUAGCUUCAACAGUUACAACUCCCAGCGCUAAUAGAAAGCUACGUCCAAUCAUCAUCGAUGGUUUAAAUAUUGGACAUGCACAUGGUUCAGGAGUGUUUUCAGGAAAAGGCAUUGAAUUAUGUAUACAAUUUUUCACUGAUCUAGGACAUAAAGAUAUAGUAGCAUUCAUUCCACAACAUCGACAGGGACCACCUGGGUCUGAAUCAAAUACUAUUUUAAAUAAGUUGGUUAAAAAAGGACAAAUUUGUUUUACACCUAGCAGAAAAGUCCAAAACUUAAGGAUGACAUGUUAUGAUGACCGAAUUAUACUCAACUAUGCCCAUCAAUGUGGUGGAGUAGUUGUUUCAAAUGACAAUUAUCGAGAUUUAUAUGAUGAAAGUGAAGCAUUCAAAGAAAUCAUUGAAAAUAGGCAAGUAAUGGUCACAUUUGUCAGGGAUCAAAUAAUUGUUCCAGAAGAUCAAUACAAUCGAAAAUCAACUAUCCGGUCUCUUUCAGAUAUUUUACGUUUUCCUGAAUAAAUUUAGCUAAAAGUGAUAUUUUAAUUAUAAAUAAAAAUGAAAUGUAGUUUAUUCUUAUAAUUUUUUAUUAUUAUUAUUAUUUUUAU